AUGGCUCGUCAAUUCUUCGUUGGAGGUAACUUCAAAGCAAACGGUACAAAGCAAUCCGUCACACAAAUCAUUGACAACUUGAACUCACAAGAGUUGCCAAAGGACGUCGAAGUUGUCAUUGCCCCACCUGCAUUGUACCUUAGUCUUGCUGUUGAAUUGAACAAACAACCAACCGUUCAAGUUGGUGCACAAAAUGUCUUCAACAAGCCAUGUGGUGCAUUCACUGGUGAGACUUGUGCUGAACAAGUUAUUGAUGUUGGUGCCAAGUGGACAUUGACUGGUCACUCUGAAAGAAGAACCAUCAUCAAAGAAAGCGAUGAAUUCAUUGCAGAAAAGACCAAAUACGCUUUGGACAAUGGCUUAAGCGUCAUUUUGUGUAUUGGUGAAACUUUGGAAGAGAGAAAAGGUGGUGUUACUUUAGAAGUCUGUGCUAGGCAAUUGGAUGCUGUUUCCAAGAUCAUCAAGGACUGGAAAAACAUUGUUGUUGCUUACGAACCAGUUUGGGCUAUUGGUACUGGUUUGGCUGCUACUCCAGAUGAUGCUGAAGAAACCCACAAGGGUAUCAGAGAGCACUUGGCAAAGACUAUUGGUCAAGACCAAGCUGAAGCUACUAGAAUCUUGUACGGUGGUUCUGUUAACGGUAAGAAUGCUCCAGAAUUUAAAGACAAGAAAAACAUUGACGGAUUCUUGGUUGGUGGUGCAUCAUUGAAACCAGAGUUUGUUAACAUUAUCAAAUCCAGAUUAUGA
Messenger RNA from Lodderomyces elongisporus, 747 nucleotides. It is a transcript of the gene TPI1, whose product is annotated as triose-phosphate isomerase. The coding region runs from base 1 to 747 and encodes 248 amino acids. Gene Ontology annotation, biological process: glycolytic process; glyceraldehyde-3-phosphate biosynthetic process; glycerol catabolic process. Gene Ontology annotation, cellular component: cytosol. The transcript has a single exon. NCBI's taxonomy places the organism in Eukaryota, Fungi, Ascomycota, Pichiomycetes, Serinales, Debaryomycetaceae. Gene Ontology annotation, molecular function: triose-phosphate isomerase activity. The record is from RefSeq and is a predicted model, not a curated record.